UAGGUCGUCACCGGGUGGUCAGUAAGUAUGCCUGCAAGGAGGUCCCGAACGAUCAGGGGCGCGCGCCGGCGUCCUCCCGUUUCCUUGGCGACGGUCCUUCGGCGAGAACGCGGUUAAUUCGUGAUGAAAUCGGGAAAAUUAAGCAGAAAAGGGGCGUCCGUGAAGCUGAAACAUGUGACGCGAGCGAAUCCAGAGCAACCCCCACCCCCCCGCCACCGGAAGACGGGAGCGUGGACAGUCACGGAACAGCUCGUCCGUCUCCUUCGCCCGCAGCCGCAGUCCCGCAUGAUGCGCGCGGCGGUCUUGCGCCCUGUGCCAUGUCACCCCGUUCGUGCACGCUCCUCCUGCUGGCGCUCGCCGCCGCGGCCCUGAUAUCGACGCAGAGCUGCCGCGGCUGGAGCGACGAAGACCGCGCGCUGGCUGCUCCCGUCAACUCCAGCGGUUCGCGUCUCGAGGACCUCCGCGUGGACUUGCGCUACUCUAAGAGGUCCGUGCACGAAGACGCGCGCCUCCCGGAGGCGUCGCUGCAGCCCCCGUGCAACGUGAGCGUGCGCAGGCUCAUGCCCACCUCCCUGAUCGCGCACUGGGACAGGCACGUGGGCUUCCAGUGCGACGUGCACGUGUACACCACGAACCGGGGAAGGGCGCUCUUCUGCGCCGCCUUCAACUGGGUGGCCUCACCUGUGGUCAUCGAGCACCUGGCCGUGUCGGGCGGCCAGCAACAGUUCCGCCUGUGCGUCGGAUGCGGGGUCGCGCGAAGCGCGCGCGGAGCGCACGGCGGCUCGCACGCGACCGGCGAUCCGCUGAGCUUCUGCUGCGUGGAGUUUGCGCUGAACGAGCUGACAGAGGACAGCGGCUGGACGCUCAACCGCAAACCCAUCGAGUCCACACUCGUGGCCUGCUUCAUGACGCUCGUGAUCAUAGUGUGGAGCGUUGCCGCCCUCAUCUGGCCGGUGCCCAUCAUUGCCGGCUUCCUUCCCAAUGGCAUGGAGCAGCGGAGGCCCAGAUGAGACGCGCCCUACGCGCCCGAAGCGCCGGCGCACGUUGCCGCGUGUGUACGCGUGACAGGGGCACUUCCACUUCCAUCGACUCGACAUCAGGCGGUGGCCUGGUCAGUGCGGACCUCUUGCAGUCUGAAGGAUCUGGGUUGGAAUCCCAAUAAUCCCCUACCGUAGGGCCCUUGAUCAAGGUACCUGCUUUGAAUUGAUACGGUAAAAAUCACCCUGCUGCUGUAAAUGGGUGACACAUCGGGAGCGCUGCUGUCUCAUGGCUG
This is a messenger RNA of Scleropages formosus (Asian bonytongue), 1273 nucleotides long. RefSeq names its product transmembrane protein 158-like. Bases 318 to 1010 code for a protein of 230 amino acids. The record is from RefSeq and is a predicted model, not a curated record. The transcript has a single exon. NCBI's taxonomy places the organism in Eukaryota, Metazoa, Chordata, Actinopteri, Osteoglossiformes, Osteoglossidae.